AUGACACUCGGUGAAAAAUCGAUACUACUGUGGAAAGCGCUCGACAUUACAUCCAGAUAUGUCAGAUUCGGGUCCUAUAUUGAAAUCUUUAGUGCUUCCCCACAAGAUCAGAGCAGGGUUGAUAAUUUCUUCACUGCCUACGAAAAUGCGAGAGGUCUAGGUGUUCGUGUGAAUGCUUUCGUCAAUAUCAAUCAGAACGGAUAUUCCUGCAACGCUAACUUUACCGAUUUUGAAGCGUUAGGUGCUUUGACAUCUUCCACAACUGGCUACAACUAUCCGAUCCAUCCUAUGGAUAUAGCCAGCGUGGUGAGUUUUGAAUAUUUAGAAACGAAAAAUAGAUGAAA
Messenger RNA from Cylicostephanus goldi, 344 nucleotides. NCBI's taxonomy places the organism in Eukaryota, Metazoa, Nematoda, Chromadorea, Rhabditida, Strongylidae. The record is from the annotation of a GenBank genome assembly.